Molecule: messenger RNA, 477 nt
Organism: Humulus lupulus (European hop)
Lineage: Eukaryota; Viridiplantae; Streptophyta; Magnoliopsida; Rosales; Cannabaceae
Product: secreted RxLR effector protein 161-like
Exons: 1
Coding region: 1-477 (158 amino acids)
Source: RefSeq, a predicted model, not a curated record
AUGCAAACUCCAAAGAAGUCUCAUUUAGAAGUAGUUCGGCGGAUACUCAGAUAUAUAAAAGGUACAAUAGACUAUGGUCUUAUGUGCAAGAAGGGUGAAAGUUGCAAACUAGUUGGUUAUUGUGACACUGACUAUGCAGGGGAUCAUGAUACUCGUAGAUCAACUACGGGGUAUAUGUUUAUGCUUGGAUCUGGAAUGAUUUCUUGGUGUAGUAAGAGACAACUGACAGUGCCUUUGUCAACAACCGAAGCAGAAUACCGAGCAGCAGCAAUGGCAGCUCAAGAGAACACUUGGUUGAUACAAUUAAUAAAAGAUUUGCACCAACCAAUAGAUUAUGCGAUGCCAUUGUACUGUGACAAUCAAUCAACAAUUCGUCUGGCAGAAAAUUCAGUCUUUCAUGCAAGGACUAAACACGUGGAAGUGCACUAUCAUUUUCUUCGAGAGAAAGUUCUGCAAGAUGAGAUUUUAAUGAAUUAA